AUGAACGGGCACCAGCCUGGAGGAUUCAUCGCUGGUCGUAGUAGGGCUGAGACCUGUUCAGAGGUUUCGAAAGCAUGGCGUGAUCAGGAACGAACUAUGGUCGAGGCUUUUGACAGCCUUGCGCACUCGCCGCGACUUGUAUCGUUUGGCCCUCAUAAAUCCAAACAUUGCCUGGGUCUCCAACCUGUAUUCGCCUUAAUUGGUGGAAUCCCGAAAGCCAAAUCGCUUGAGCGUCUGAAUGGUGCGGCACAGAAAGCUGAAACACAUCACCCGCAAUCAUCGAGCUAUCUUCCCUCUUUCCACUCCACCAUGGAUAUGUUGCAUUCAUUGACGCACGCUGCAGUCGAGUACGAAGCCCUCCGGUGGCUGGAAUCCGAAUAUCCGCUCUCAGAUAUACCUGAUGGGUCUACUCCAGGUGCCCAGACACUUGUCGAUGUCUUGGAAGUCUAUCCUGAGAAGGCUGAGUGGAAGAAUGCAAUAGACGCUUCAGCUCUACCGGAUCUCUUUCCUCUUGACAAAUCAGAAAACCCUAUAGAAGUCAAGACACCGAAGCUGAGAGUGUUUUUCCUCGCAGAUGCCAGCUUUCUCUUGGAAAGGUCCGGAGACAACUUCCGCUUUGACCCGGAUAGUCCAACAGUUAGGUGGAUGCAGCAACGCUUUCGAGUCUCUCCACUGUUCUUCAAUUCAGCGGUUCUCGCAUUUUUACCUGGGCAAGAACAUGUCUGUUUUCUGCAUCGUGACCAGGCUGGAAAGGCAACUAGAUUAGAGGGCUUUUACCAAGUCAAGAAUCAUUACGAAUUUCGAAAACACGCUGUUUGGUUCUCUCAUAUGCUUGGACAAGAUGGCUCAUCAACCUAUAUCACCUGCAAUUUCCCUGAAGAGGCAAAGAGUGCAAUUGUAACUUGCUCGCAAAAAUGCGCCGCCGCGGCAGCUCUGUUUUUACGACCUCUUUCCAUUGAUUUAUUUUGGUCUCAGGGUGUCCUCAGGACUCUGGCUGGGGUACUUGGGGGAGUUGUGACCGGAUUGAUACAAGUGGAGGAGAACACCCAGUUGAAGCCUUCCAUCACCCCAGAUGCUGCUGCAGCUGCAAUUUCGGACUUACACCAUUCCUCUCGAGAGUUGCAUCUCCUUCGUGGACGUGUCGGUGACUUGCAAGUGAUUAUCCAGUUCCUGGCUACCAUGGCACAAAAAAUAUCUCAACACGCAUUGCCAUGUACGGCUGAGGAUGUACCGGUCAAAGGGGAGAUGGACUCGAUAAUUGAAUCUCUAGAUUAUCAGAAGUCCCAAACGGAGCAUCUCGGACGCCAAGAAGCUGUAUACCAUGGGCGUAUCACAACUCAAAUCGCCUUGUUUUACAAUUUGUCCAAUCAGCUGGACAGCCGGACCAACCUCGACAUCGCUCGGUUGACAUCCAAAAUAUCGAUCUCUACUCAACGCGACAGCUCGUCAAUGAUCACGAUUGCCAUCCUUACCAUGUUUUUCCUGCCUGGAACAUUCAUAUCGGCAUUCUUCAGCAUGGCUUUCGUCGACUCGACCCCCGAUGCACGCGGGCGUCCAAUUGUCAUUGUCGGUCCACAGGUUUGGAUAUACGCCGUCGUCACGAUCAUCCUCACCGUUCUGGUGUUCUGCAUUUGGGGAUUGUGGCACAACAGGCGCAUUGGCCAACAGGCGAAGGAGCUCGACAUCGAGAACCGUGCGGGCGGCAUUCAAGAACCGAACGACACGAACGCGGUGGCAGAAAGGCUCAGGGAAGUGACAAGGAAGUUGGGAGACCGGGUUAGAGAUCAUGUGGGACGUGUACAAGUUGGACUUCGUAAUAGGUGGGGAGCUCAAAAUGUCGACGCUGUUGCCACCGUCCCUCUUGUAGCAAUGGGACCUAGCGCUCAAGCUCGAGUCUAA
Molecule: messenger RNA, 1899 nt
Organism: Cyclocybe aegerita
Lineage: Eukaryota; Fungi; Basidiomycota; Agaricomycetes; Agaricales; Hemipholiotaceae
Source: the annotation of a GenBank genome assembly